Molecule: messenger RNA, 354 nt
Organism: Aureobasidium melanogenum CBS 110374
Lineage: Eukaryota; Fungi; Ascomycota; Dothideomycetes; Dothideales; Saccotheciaceae
Exons: 1
Coding region: 1-354 (117 amino acids)
Source: RefSeq, a predicted model, not a curated record
AUGACCUCUCUACCACGCACUUUCUCUCGCAUUUCAGUUCCUCGUUCCUUCUCCACCUCUGUCCGCCGUCUCGCCCAAGAGCCCUCCCCUGUCGACCCUCAAGCCGCCAAGAAUACAAAGGUGACGGCCAACUACAACAACCCUCAGAUCCCCAAGCCCCGCAGAGGCCCUUACGCAAACUCCCCCUUGCCCGUCUUUCCUCUGCUCGCCAUCUUCUUCACCGGCUCCUUCCUCUUCUACAAGCUCUCAAAGUCAAGAGAAGGUCAAGGCAAAUCCCACUACGUCCUGCCCCCUAGAGACAAGAAGCCUCCACCUGCCAAAGAGUUCAACUCCAACCUCCACUCCGAACACUAA